UAGUCUCAACGACCGUAACGAAUAUCAAAUGAGAAGUUCGUUUUCUUUGUGAUAUCCCAAAUAAAUAAACCGGGUAAGAUGAAUCAACGGCAGCCUGCCAGAGACAGGGUUUCACUAAAUAAUCUAUUCUGCCGUUUAGAGCAUAACUGGUCUGAACUGCACAUUAUCGUUAAAUUGGGAAAAUCGGUUCUUCGUGUAGUCUGUGUGGUUGUUGUCUCAUGAUAUUGGUUCUGGUCAGAGUGCAGAAACGUUCUCAGUUCCCUCCUCAGCUUCUAACACAGAAACUGACCCUAUCAACUCGCCGGAGCGCGCAUGCAGCUUCCCCCAGCCCUGUGGUUUUCUAUGCUGCUAGAGGCGCCGGUCUUAUGAUCCUCAACCCUUUGAGCCAGCGGCACACUCAUCUAAAAUAACUGCUUCGGAAACUGAAGCCCAUCGCAAAUGACUUUUCGUAACCGUGGACUGCUUUUACAGGGGCUAGUUUUAAUUUUCUAACGUACCCUAUUCACCAUUGGAUUGCUGCCGUCCGUGCGUUUAUGUGGUCGGUUUUGAGAAAUUCCUUUGGGUUGCUUGCAUUCGGAUGUUAAACAACCCCUAAUGUUGUGUUACCCGCGCACCUCUCAAAUGACUGUGCGCGGUAUGAAGAGGAGACCGAGUUCUCCACCUCGCUUCUAUGUUAAAACCGUGGGCUAAAGUUUGGAUGGACGGUACCUUGGAUUAUCUAGUGUUAUCCCUUUGACCAGGGCAUUUGCUUUUUUGUUUUUUACAACGCACUCAAGGGGUGCCUUAUUUGGGAUUAUAUUACCAAAAUGAAGUCCGUUUCUAUCCGAGUUGGCGAACUCUACUUUCUGGUAAUCUGGCUUCAGUCAGUGCCUCGGAUAAAGGGUGGGGUGGAUGGUUGCCCCAUGCCUUGCAUAUGCCACAGCGAGCCACGUCCGACCCUGGCCUGCCAGCAGCAGGGUCUCCACUCCAUUCCCACAGAGAUCCCUGUCCAUAGCCAACGCAUCUUCCUCCAGAACAACAAGCUGACCGUGGUACGCUCCACCAGCUUCAGCUCCUGCAGGAACCUCACUGUGCUCUGGCUCUACUCCAACAACAUCAGUCACAUCGAGGCCGGGGCCUUCGAUGGCCUGGAGAGGUUGGAGGAACUGGACAUAGGGGACAAUGACCUGAGGAUCAUCAGCCCAACGGCUUUCAGAGGCCUUUCCAGACUGCACACACUGCACCUGCACAGGUGUGGCUUGUCUGAGCUGCCUGUGGGUGUUUUCAGGGGACUCUUUUCUCUGCAGCACCUUUAUCUCCAGGACAACAGCUUAAUCACUCUCCACGAUGACACAUUUCUGGACCUGGCCAACCUGACCUACUUGUUCCUCCACAACAACAAGAUACAAACUGUGACGGAUCACAUGCUGCGAGGCUUAGUCAGCCUGGACCGAUUGCUACUGCAUCAGAAUCGAGUGACAUUCAUCCAGCGAAAUGCGUUUCAAGACCUGCACAAGCUGACCACUUUGUUUUUGUUCUUCAAUAAUUUAACGGUGCUGACUGGAGAGACCAUGGACUCACUGGGGUCCCUCCAGUACCUGCGUCUGAAUGGGAACCAGUGGAUCUGUGACUGCCGGGCCAGAACCCUUUGGAACUGGUUCAAGGGCUUCAAAGGUUCUAGUUCAGAGCUUGAAUGCCAUGUUCCAGACAGACUGGCUGGAAAGGACCUGAAACGGCUAAAGAGCCCUGACCUUGAAGGUUGUUAUGACAGCUCUCACCACACUUGGAUCAGUGUGUUCAGUUCCAAGACAGGAUCUGAAAAACUCACUACAGAGAAUCCGCUUCGGGGUGGUAUUCCAAGGUGCUGCCUCUCAGAAAACGACAAGUCCUUUAUAAUCUCCAGUAAAGGUUUACCUGAUUUAUCAUCUUACAACAGCAGACAAUUCACCAACAAUCCUCUGAAGGAGAAAGAGAACAUCUCCAAAACUAAGCUGUUGGAAGAUGACCCUAACAAACCUCAGAACAAACAAAGUCUGAAUGAUGGCCCAGGGGGAAAGUUAAAUAACGACCUGGACCAGUCUUCUGAAGAUAUAGACCCUUCUAGUGACACUGAAAAUAAAAAAAGGUGUACAAAAGAGAACAUGUCAGACCCUCUUUGUCUGAAGUCCCAAGGAUGUUCAAUUUCAGUUUGGAGGAUUAUAUUUCUUCCUGUGUUUUGGCUUCUUCAUGUGUCUUGGCUAGCCUUUGACUUCUGUUAAGAAUUACAGAUAUAUAAUCUGGUCCAGUGUAAUGAAAGUGCAGGAGGCCAGAAAGUGCCAAGGGUGGAGAAGUGAAAAAUACUUUUUUAUAUUGUGGAUCUGAAGAUAGGAAUCUGAAUAGAAAUGAAAAACCUAACCUAAAAAACUAAAUCCAACAAAUGUAUGCCUUUCUACAGUAAGCCAGUAAAAAAAUGUAUAUAUUUCAUUGAUUUAUGCCCAAAUGGUUCUGUAUGUUCUGCUCAUCUAUAAAAACUUCUUGGAGGUCCUAUCCUCUUUAGGUUUACUCAGCCAAUUGUGGUCACGGGUUACUACAAACAAAAUGUAAAAGCCCAUGCUGUUUAAAACCAUGAAUGUUUGAGGUGUCUUUCAUGUGAAUCCCAAAGAUGUGAAAGAUCUCAUUCCUUCAUUUAUUUUUUUAAUUCUUUUUUUUUAGAGUGAAACCUCCUUUUAAUUCUAUUUUUAUGUUGUUUUUUGUCACGCUGUGGUUACGGGUAGCAUUCUCCAAAGAAUGCUGUCUAUUUGUUCACUGAAG
This is a messenger RNA of Esox lucius (northern pike), 2769 nucleotides long. Its product is annotated as reticulon-4 receptor. Gene Ontology annotation, molecular function: protein binding. The coding region runs from base 807 to 2237 and encodes 476 amino acids. The record is from RefSeq and is a predicted model, not a curated record. The transcript has 2 exons. Gene Ontology annotation, cellular component: plasma membrane. NCBI's taxonomy places the organism in Eukaryota, Metazoa, Chordata, Actinopteri, Esociformes, Esocidae.